Messenger RNA from Cavia porcellus (domestic guinea pig), 1194 nucleotides. RefSeq names its product apolipoprotein B mRNA editing enzyme catalytic subunit 3C (gene Apobec3c). The record is from RefSeq and is a predicted model, not a curated record. The transcript is spliced from 4 exons. Gene Ontology annotation, biological process: cytidine to uridine editing; DNA cytosine deamination; defense response to virus. Gene Ontology annotation, molecular function: zinc ion binding; cytidine deaminase activity; RNA binding. Bases 194 to 814 code for a protein of 206 amino acids. Gene Ontology annotation, cellular component: P-body; nucleus; cytoplasm. Lineage: Eukaryota; Metazoa; Chordata; Mammalia; Rodentia; Caviidae.
CUUUGGGAUCCUGAGGUCCUGCACCAGGGCCCAGCUGCUACCGCAGGUCCCCAGGGCGCCCACGCCAGCAACGCAGAGGAGGAGACGGGGUCUGAGCAGCAGGCAGCUGACCCGCGCUGGCCCGUCCACUUGGGGCAGGGGCAGCGGGAGCAGGUCGGGGCCUCCAGAGCGGGGCCCUGUCUGUGCUCAGAAAAUGGAGCGCUCGGACUGGAGUGGAAGAGACUCGCUGGAGGAGGUCUGCCCACGGGGCUGCCGAUGGACCGCGCACUACAGAGAACCGAUGGACUGUCUAUAUCAAAGUACAUUCUACUUCCACUUUGAAAACCUGCCCAAUGCUGAUGGUCGACACAAGACCUUCCUGUGCUUUGAAGUAAAGAAUAGAAACGAAGUCCUUCACAAGGGGUUCUUUCUAAACCAGCCCAGCCCCUUCAGACUCCACGCAGAGCUCCGCUUCCUGUCUUGGUUGCACGACACCUGUCUGUGCCCUUAUGAGUACUACCAGGUCACCUGGUACAUGUCCUGGAGCCCCUGCGUGGAAUGUGCAGAAGAGUUGACAACAUUCCUGGCUGGUCACCGCAACGUAACCCUGACUAUCUAUGUCGCCCGCCUGUACUACCACCAGUUCCCCGUGUAUAAGAACAGGCUUCAAGCACUGAUUAAGAAAGGGGCCACUGUGAAAGUCAUGUUUUUUCGAGAUUUUUUAUACUGCUGGAGACGUUUUGUGUACAACGACUUCAAGCGCUUCUACGACUGGCCCAAUCUCCAUAAAAAUUCCCUCCACUACUAUAAGACCCUGCAGCAUAUUCUCGAGUGAGGAGACCCCAUCAGCUUUCUCCUGGGGCGCCCGACGUCCUCUGUCUUACCCGCUGAGGUUGGAGGCUGCUCCGAGCCCCUCUCUCCUGCCUUCCCUUUGCUCCCACUUCCCCUCAGCAUUCUCCAUCCUCAUCUAACUCGCAUCUCCCUAAGGAGAAUCAGGCGUCUCCAGCUGCAAGGCAAGCUCACCCGUCCUGUGAUCACACAAGACUAUUAUGCAUGUAUUUCUAACACCACCCUCAGCCCUGGCCUCCACCGGACCUGAAUCUUGUUCUUACACUGAACAUAAAUGUGUAAGCAGGAAGAUUUGAGGAACAGCCCUCAAGGCAGAAAUGCGUUCUCCUGUGCUCUCAUACUUUGCAAUUAAAGCCUUAGCCUGUA